CCGGCGGCCGCUCCGCCCCGGAAAAGUCCCUCUCAGGCGCGGCGCGGCGCGUCCCGGUCCCGCAAAGAUGGUGCGGAAACUGAAGUACCACGAGCAGAAGCUGCUGCGGCAGCUGGACCUGGUGAACUGGGAGGCGUCGGGAGGGAACUUGGCGGAGGUGCGGGCGCUGCGGCGGUACCGGGUGAGCCGGCGGGAGGACUACGUGCAGUACAAGGCGCUGGCCCGCGCCGUGCGCACCCUGGCGCGGCGGCUCCGCGACCUGGGCCCGGCCAGCGCCGCCUUCCGCGCCCGCUGCGCCGCCGCGCUGCUGGAGAAGCUGUACGGGCUGGGGCUGGUGAACAGCCGGCAGUCGCUGGCCGUCUGCGAGAGCCUUUCGGCCGCCGCCUUCUGCCGCCGGCGCCUGCCCUGCCUGCUGGUGAAGCUGCGCAUGGCGCAGAACCUGCGCCACGCCGUCACCUUCGUGGAGCAGGGGCACGUCCGCGUGGGGCCCGAGGUGGUGACAGACCCCGCGCUCCUCGUGCCCCGCGCCGUCGAGGACUUCAUCACCUGGGUGGACGCGUCGCGCCUGCGGCAGAAAGUGCUCGACUACAACCAGGAACGUGACGACUAUGACCUGGCCGCCUAGGGCUGUCCUGCCUCACAGGACACGCACACCGAAAAGACCACGGCGGUGCCACCACGGGAUAUUCACACACCCGCAAAGGCAGCCGGAAGGAAACUGUGCGCUUCCAGUGUCAUAUUGACCUGCUCCUGGCUCCCUUUUACAGCUAAUGGUUCCAUUCAUCCAUACAGAGGAACAACCUUUACACAUCGACUGCUUCAAGAAUAUAUCCAGUGGCCCAGCUCCAUCAUCUUCCCUGGCAUGCUGUCCUGGUUUAGGGCAAAUUUUUCUUCUCCCCCCCUUCACACUCAGGUCUAAAGGUGCAAGACAGAUGGGGAUAUCAGCAUCACCCCAGGACACAUCUCAUCAUCAUCCCCAGUGUGCCCAGCUCCCUCAUCCUUAAAAGUGCAUCUCCAUCAUCCUUACAUCCCAUAAAGCAGAAGUGCUUGGAAAAGUCUGCCCAGUUGCAGGAGAGGAUUUAGGUCAGGCUUAAGUGCUUGGCAGCUUAAUAGUAGCUGCUGGAAGGGGUUUUAAGCCAAGCCAAGAGGCUGUUUUAAGACUGAGUUUAGCUGCUUCACUGCUCUUUUUUCAAGAGAUUGUCCUGGUUCCUCCUUCAGUUGCUGAAUGCACAGGAAUCAGAGUUACUUCUGGAAGGGUUUUCCCUUGAUAUCAAGGAACAAGGAGGGGAUUUCUGGGGGUCAGCAGUAAACAAGAAGGCCAAAUACCAUGUUUCUGGAACUGUUAAAAGUUUUAGCCAAAAACGGAAUUAAAAACAAAACAAACCAAAAAA
Haemorhous mexicanus (house finch) is the source of this 1391-nucleotide messenger RNA. It is a transcript of the gene IMP3, whose product is annotated as IMP U3 small nucleolar ribonucleoprotein 3. The transcript has a single exon. Gene Ontology annotation, molecular function: rRNA binding; structural constituent of ribosome; snoRNA binding. Gene Ontology annotation, biological process: rRNA processing. Gene Ontology annotation, cellular component: Mpp10 complex; small ribosomal subunit; small-subunit processome. Bases 68 to 625 code for a protein of 185 amino acids. The record is from RefSeq and is a predicted model, not a curated record. Lineage: Eukaryota; Metazoa; Chordata; Aves; Passeriformes; Fringillidae.